Molecule: messenger RNA, 231 nt
Organism: Podospora pseudopauciseta
Lineage: Eukaryota; Fungi; Ascomycota; Sordariomycetes; Sordariales; Podosporaceae
Exons: 4
Coding region: 1-231 (76 amino acids)
Source: RefSeq, a predicted model, not a curated record
AUGCCCAACACCUACGUUCUCGACAGCAUCGCGGCUUUACAAGGCGACACCACCAGACUUGAAGCUCCCAACACUUUUAGCUGCCCUCUUUACCUGCCUAAGCCCUUGGACGAAACGAUCCCGGCCGAUCUGGCGAGAUCCCAAGAGAUCUUAAGGGUCAUACGGCCUGCACCACCUACCUUUCCAGGAACCUCGAGUCAAAGUGGCGAGGUUGGUAAGAUCGACUAUUGA